This is a messenger RNA of Perkinsus marinus ATCC 50983, 1362 nucleotides long. RefSeq names its product 5-amp-activated protein kinase , beta subunit, putative. The transcript has 8 exons. NCBI's taxonomy places the organism in Eukaryota, Perkinsozoa, Perkinsida, Perkinsidae. Gene Ontology annotation, biological process: signal transduction. The record is from RefSeq and is a predicted model, not a curated record. Gene Ontology annotation, molecular function: protein kinase binding. The coding region runs from base 1 to 1272 and encodes 423 amino acids. Gene Ontology annotation, cellular component: nucleus; nucleotide-activated protein kinase complex; cytoplasm.
AUGGGAAAUCACCCUUCUGGACGAACGCAAGGCCACACCGCACGGGCGACCAGACCAAGGAGUGACGAAACGAUGAUGCAACACAGCAGAGCUCAGCGGCAGCAUACUCCUCCUCAGCAUCAGAGGCCGAGGCCUGGUACUCCUUCGGUGCCACGUCCUAGUGGUGACCUUGCCCAACCUCCCACUAACCAUGCCGGGGAAAAUGUCCCUGCAGCUCCUGCACAGGUUCCCUCACCGAGUGGUGCUCCGGUGGGAGGGCCUAAGGUACCAGUAAUGUUCCGAUGGAAUGGUGAUGGUCAUCGCGUGUCGUUGGUGGGCACAUUUAAUAAUUGGAAAACUCACUUGCCGAUGGUUAGGAGCGGGCAGGAGUUUUAUCAGAUAGUAGAGGUCCCUCGAGGCUUCCACCAGUAUGCAUUUGAUGUAGACGGCGAGAUGAAGUAUGCGUCGGAACAACCAGUAACACACGAGGACGAUGGUACGAUGCUCAACUACAUUGACCUUACUAACUAUCGCCCGUAUGUUCCGCAGCCUUUGGGGAGUGCUCCUCAUGUGAAAUUAACACCUGAGGAAGAUGCAGAAUUCGGGACUAAGGAGGUACUGCCGCCGGAGCCAGCAGUAGCAUUCGGCCCGGGUUCACACAUGGGGCCGUCGAGCAGCACUAACAGUCAGGAGCCGCCGAUAGCCCCCUCAUUGCUGUUAAAAUCUUCGUUACUCGCGGCACCACCGGACACGGCCUCUAAGACAGCCUCUGUAGUGCUUAUGCACAAGCGUGGACAGAUCCAACAGCCUGUGGCCGCUGGAGCUUCAGCUUCUGAUGCGUUUCUGGCGGCAACUCGAAACCCCGAUGGGAUGAUAUCACCAGCACUGCCUAGUAUAGCGAUGCACGCUGUUUGCACACACGUCUUCCACGAUGCCUCACGAUCCUUCCAGUCCCCUUUGGCCGAGGUGACGGCCGAGAGCCUUACAUUAGCGACAGUUACCUCUCGGUACGACCAGAAGUUUUCCACAUGUAUAAUGUUACAAUCAGCAGCUCCGUCGAACGUCGAUCCCCACAGCUCUGAUUACCGAUACCAUUAUCAGCAUCAUAGACCUGAGGACGAUAAAGAGGCUGAGAAACUAGCGGGGCUCUCGAGGCGGUACCCAGCACAGAUCCUACCAGAAGCGCACCAGCAUCCCCCGCGAGUGGUUCGGGAUCCUAUUCUUGAUGUGGUGACGACUCCUCCAAUGGUUAAUAAGGCGGAGCGAAGCCCGCAGGUUGCAAAAGCUGUGUGAAUUUUCUUGGUUAUGAACUGUAGCCGAUAAUUGUUAUAGCGGCGGAAGUGUUGCUAGACUUGUUUGUGAACUAAGUUGGUGAGGAUGCCC